Molecule: messenger RNA, 1959 nt
Organism: Morus notabilis
Lineage: Eukaryota; Viridiplantae; Streptophyta; Magnoliopsida; Rosales; Moraceae
Product: probable rhamnogalacturonate lyase B
Exons: 15
Coding region: 31-1959 (642 amino acids)
Biological process (GO): carbohydrate metabolic process
Molecular function (GO): catalytic activity; carbohydrate binding
Source: RefSeq, a predicted model, not a curated record
AACUAUUCUCCUUUAUUAGCGCUGAAAGCUAUGUCGUACAAAGGAGUGGAACUGCGUGUUACAAAGAAUCAUGUGAUUAUGGACAACGGCAUACUUCAAGUAACGUUGUCAAAGCCAGACGGAAUUGUUACUGGAAUAAAGUAUAAUGGCAUCGACAAUCUACUUGAAGUUCUUAACGAGAAAGAUAACAGAGGGUAUUGGGACCUUGUUUGGAGUAAAACCGGAAGUAUUGGAACCACGGGAGUAUAUGAUAGGAUUCAAGGGACAAAGUUCAAGGUCAUAGUGGAAAACGAGGAACAGGUAGAGAUUUCAUUCACAAGAAAUUGGAAUCCCUCUCUUGAGGGCCAACUUGUCCCGUUAAACAUAGACAUCAGGUUUGUAAUGCUUCGUGAUUCGUCAGGCUUCUACUCGUACGCCAUCUACGAGCACUUGAAGGAAUGGCCUCCUUUCAACCUUCCCCAAACCAGGAUUGUAUUCAAGCUUAGAAAGGAAAAGUUUCAGUACAUGGUAGUAGCAGAUAAUAGGCAGAGAUACAUGCCUCUUCCCGAUGACCGGCUACCGGAUAGAGGCCAAGAGCUUGCGUACCCUGAGGCUGUCCUUCUUGUGAAUCCUGUUGAGCCCAAUUUCAAGGGAGAGGUGGAUGAUAAGUACGAAUACUCGUGUGAGAACAAAGAUUUGAAGGUCCACGGUUGGAUAUGCGAUGAACCGCCUGUGGGGUUCUGGCAGAUUACACCUAGUAAUGAAUUCCGAUCUGGUGGACCUCUUAAGCAGAAUCUCACAUCUCACGUGGGACCCACUACACUUGCUAUGUUUCUUAGCGCUCACUAUGCUGGAGAGGAUAUGGUGCUGAAAAUUCAACCCAAUGAACCAUGGAAGAAAGUUUUUGGCCCUGUUUUCAUUUAUGUUAAUUCCGUUCCAGAUGGGAGUGAUCAGUUUCGGGCUCAGCUUUGGGAUGAUGCUAAAAUGCAGAUGUUGAUAGAAGUACAAAGCUGGCCAUACACUUUUCUAGCCUCUAAGGACUUUCCAUCAUGGGAUGAACGGGGUUACCUCAGUGGUAGAUUAUUAGUGAGAGACCAGUACAUAUCUAAUGACGAUAUGUGUGGAGAUCGUGCUUACGUGGGCUUAGCACCGCCCGGUGAAGUUGGAUCGUGGCAAAAGGAAUGCAAGGGUUAUCAAUUCUGGACAAGAGCAGAUGAGAAUGGCUAUUUUUCUAUUUGCGAUAUUCGUGUUGGUGAAUACAAUCUUUAUGCGUGGCUUCCUGGUUUCAUUGGAGAGUACAAAAAUAACGUCACCAUUAGCAUAACCGAAGGUUGCGAUAUUGACGUGGGUGACGUCGUGUUCGAACCUCCAAGAUAUGGACCCACCUUGUGGGAAAUAGGCGUUCCUGAUCGCUCCGCUGCUGAAUUUUAUGUCCCUGAUCCUAAUCCCAAAUACAUUAAUCCUCUUUAUCUUAAUCACCCUGACAGGUUUAGGCAGUAUGGAUUAUGGGAAAGAUACGCAGAGUUAUAUCCUGAUCAAGAUUUGGUUUACACUAUUGGCGUUAAUGACUACAGUAAAGAUUGGUUCUUUGCCCAUGUUACAAGGAGAAAAGCUGAUGGCACAUAUCAAAGUACUACUUGGCAAAUUAACUUUCCUCUCGGCAAUGCAACGACUAGAGGAACUUCUAAACUUCGCAUUGCCCUUGCUACUGCAAAUGUCGCAGAAUUACAGGUUCGAAUAAAUGAUGCCAAAGCAGAGCGGCCCCUGUUUACGACAGGAGUAAUUGGAAACGACAACACAAUAGCUAGGCAUGGGAUUCAUGGUUUAUACCGGCUGUUUAACAUAGACGUACCAGGAUCCGUGCUUGUGGAAGGGAACAACAAAAUAUUUCUAACACAGGCAAUGUGCACUAGCCCCUUUCAGGGCGUUAUGUAUGAUUAUAUUCGCUUAGAAGGCCAUCCUGCAUCUUCUACUGACUAA